GAUCCAACAACUGUGUAUCUCUACGAUCUUCGACGAGUCUCAUCAAAAUCGAAUUAACUUAUUUCUUUUGCUAGCUUUAGGGGUAUAAUGGACUCUACAACUACUGUGACUGUCCCACAUGAGACAAUCAAGAGUCAACUAGUCGAACCAAGUUGCCUGCCUAAGGCUCAAUACAACCACAACUUAUUUUAUUCAAAGCUCGUGAUCAUCUUAUAAUGGAGUGGGUGGUCAUGGAAUUCAGCACAGAGCCAGAAGGCUGAAUAAAGACAGAGACGGAUGAGCAAAGAGUUUUUAAAAAUAGUUGGCCUUGGCCAUAAAGAUAAACUAAGAAAUUGUGUCAUUCAUUCAAAACAAUACUAAGGCAUAGUUAAAUUUUCGUCGAAUUUAACGAAAAUAAGAAUUGAUACAAUAUGCAACCAAAUCAAUAGUCCUGUUCUGGAAGUUUUAAAUGAUAAGAAUCUCUUGCAUGGCGUGGAGGAUAGACACAACAAUGUGAGGAUCUAAUAAGUAUACAUAUAUUUAAGAACCCUAACCAAGGCCUAACAACAAAAAUGAGUAAGUAUACCGAUACCAACAUUCGGAGUAUGAAUUAGUACCAACUACCACAUAAAGAGUUCUAUUUUAACCAAAAUUCAAAUUGAAUAGUUAUUGUCCAAUAAUCAUGACACUUUAAUGUCGAAGAUAACCGAUGCAAGAUUAACCAACAUUCCGGAUUUAGCAUGUUGUCUUUCUUAUGUUUCUAGCAAUGGAGCUCCCUUUCUUUUCUAAAGAACCUUGGUGGAGAUCUUUUAACAUCUAAGCAAAAGGAUCAGAGAGAUUGAUGAGUGAGUGACAUUUACAGCUUACCAAAGCCCAAACCGCAACAAUCCACCAACCGGCCAUCAACGUUACAUUGAAGCAAAGCUUCCGAAUCUCUCCAUCUCUCUGACUAUCAACCCUUUUCUAGUUCUUUCCCCUUUCUCUUUUCAUCCAAACAAACAAGCCAACCCAUUUGUUUUUCGUUUGGUUGUCGGCAGCAGCCUUUCCCCUCAAAACAUCCAUUCCCCAACUGUUCAUAAUCAGUCAUCAAUUCGCUCAUUCAUUCUCUGAAAUCGCUCUCACCGCCACACACUCCUGACAACACGCUCAUUUCCCAACACAAAACCACAAAAAGUUUCAAUUUUUAAUCUUUCCCUGCUUCUUCUUGCCAACAAACUUCCCCUGUUUUGCAUUCUCUGCAAAGAAUUAGUAGUGGGUUUUCACUUUUACCAGCAGUGGAGGAGAGAUCCAUGGCCAGCAAAGCUCUGCUUUGAGCUUUGACAACCCACCAGAAAGAUAAAAAUAAACGAAAAUAGAAGGGAGAGCGAGACAGUGAUCGGGCGAAUCAAAUCUAGAGAGAGAGAGAGAGAGGAGGAGGAAACUACUAUUUUCAGCUUCCUUCCCAACUUCCCAAGUCAAUCCAAGCUCUCUCUCUCUCUCUCUCUCUCUCCCUCUCACUCGAUACUGUCUUUACUCUUUUGCAUCAAACCAGAAUUUGGUUGGAAUCGGAGGAAGAGGAGGUGGAGGGGGAAGGGGGGAGAUUCAGCGCCGGCCGCAGUCAGCAGCUGAGCUGAAGCAAUGUUGGUCCAGGACCGUUUACCGACGUCGCCGCCUCCGCCCAAAUCGCCCAAAUCCAACUCGAAAUCGAAGCUGCCCACCACCGUCUUUCACCACCCAAUUUCCGGCCGCCGAUUCUCUCCAGCCAAAUCGCUCGACUUCUGCACUUGGUUCUCCGACAAUCUCUACAAGAUCGUCACAAUCGCAUUCCUCGUGGCCACGGUCGCUGCCCUCUUCUUCCUCCGCAAUGCCGGCGACACCUCAGCUUUCCUCUACCUCCAAUCAAAAUCCCACCCCAUCGAGAAAACCCUCCAUCGUCCUCACAUCGACUGGAACAACGUGCCUACCUUGAGAGAUACUUCCACUCCUUACGCCAAUUUCCGCACCGAGAAGUGGAUCGUGGUCUCCGUCUCCGAUUACCCUUCGGACUCGCUCAAGCGGCUCGUCAAGAUCAAGGGAUGGCAGGUGCUUGCUGUUGGCGAUUCCUCGACUCCAUCUGACUGGUCCUUGAAAGGUGCUGUAUUCCUGUCCUUAGAGCAGCAAGCUACUCUGGGUUUUAGGGUUGUUGAUUACUUGCCCUUUCGUUCUUAUGUGAGGAAGAGUGUUGGGUAUUUGUUCGCCAUUCAACAUGGUGCCAAGAAGAUCUUUGAUGCCGAUGAUCGUGGGGAAGUCAUAGGAGGUGAUCUAGGGAAACAUUUUGAUGUAGAUUUAGCUGGGGAAGGAGCUAGGCAUGAACCCAUUUUGCAGUACAGUCAUGAGAAUGUGAAUAGGUCUAUCGUGAAUCCAUACAUCCAUUUCGGACAGAGAUCGGUUUGGCCUAGAGGAUUGCCAUUGGAGAAUGUGGGAGAAAUUGGGCAUGAAGAGUUCUACACCGAGGUCUUCGGAGGGAAACAGUUUAUCCAGCAAGGUGUAUCCAAUGGAUUGCCUGAUGUUGAUUCAGUGUUCUAUUUCACCAGGAAAGCUGGUUUGGAAUCCUUCGACAUUAAGUUCGAUGACCAUGCCCCCAAAGUAGCAUUGCCUCAGGGGAUCAUGGUGCCUGUAAAUUCAUUCAACACGAUUUACCAUUCACCUGCAUUUUGGGGGUUGAUGCUCCCUGUGUCAGUAAGUACAAUGGCAGCUGAUAUCUUGAGAGGUUAUUGGUCCCAAAGGCUGUUGUGGGAAAUUGGUGGGUAUGUUGUGGUUUAUCCUCCCACUGUGCAUAGAGAUGAUAGGAUUGCGGGUUACCCUUUCUCGGAGGAGAAGGAUCUACAUGUCAAUGUUGGAAGAUUGAUUAAAUUUUUGGUUGCUUGGAGAUCAACCAAGCACAGAUUGUUUGAGAAGGCUGUGGAUCUGAGCUUUGCAAUGGCUGAGGAAGGAUUUUGGAGUGAGCAGGAUGUGAAGUUUACUGCUGCUUGGCUUCAAGACUUGGUUGCUGUUGGUUAUCAGCAGCCUAGGUUAAUGUCACUGGAAUUGGAUAGGCCGAGGCCUACGAUUGGUCAUGGAGAUAGGAAGGAGUUUAUUCCUCGUAAAUUGCCAUCGGUCCAUCUCGGGGUUGAGGAAACUGGAACAGUUAAUUAUGAGAUUGGCAAUCUGAUUCGAUGGAGGAAGAAUUUUGGAAAUGUUGUGCUGAUUAUGUUCUGCAGUGGACCUGUUGAGCGGACUGCUUUAGAGUGGAGAUUGCUCUAUGGACGUAUAUUCAAAACUGUGGUGAUUUUGUCCGAGCAGAAGAAUGAGGACCUUGCUGUUGAGGAAGGGCAUCUGGAUCAGAUGUACAAGCUUCUGCCCAAGUUGUUCAGCCGGUUCAGCAGUGCAGAAGGUUUUCUGUUCCUUCAGGAUGAUACCAUUCUUAAUUACUGGAAUCUGCAUCAAGCAGACAAGACUAAGCUAUGGAUCACUGACAAGGUAUCGGAUUCUUGGAGCAAUGUGGCUCCUGAUGGGGAUUGGUUGACUAAGCAAGCUGGAGUGGUGAAGAAAGUGGUUGAUUCAAUGCCAGCUCACUUCCAAGUCAACUACAAAGAAGCCGUGAAGACCGAAAAUAGCAUGGUGCUCUGUAGUUCCGAGAUAUUCUACAUUCCUCGACAGUUUGUCUCUGACUUCGUAGAUCUUGUUUCUCUGGUACGUGAUGUUGGUCCAGUGGAUGGUAUGGAGAUGCAUCAAAAGGUUGCCAUACCAAUGUUCUUUCUCUCAGUGGAUUCGCCUCAGAACUUCGACCCGAUCUUGAACACCAUGGUGUACAAGCAAACGCCUCCACCCAGCAAUUCAACUUUGUACUCUGCCCAAGCACCAGCUGUCCAUCCAUGGAGUGUAUCGUCCGAACAAGAGUUCAUAAAGCUCGUAAGAAUAAUGGCGGAAGGUGACCCUCUUCUGAUGGAGCUAGUCUGAAGAAACGGUUUCGAGGAAGACCUCCCAAUUACUCACAAAUUAACUCCACAAGUUGUAAGAGAAGAAAAUACCAAAAAAGGGAAGUGUAUUAUUACUCUUGUAACUGUUAUACGAGUAUUCUUUUGUCAAUCAUUCAAUUUUUGGUUCCUUCUUGUGAUCUUGUUGUUAGUGCAGCAGGGUGUAGGGAGUUCCCAGUUUCCCAUUUUUGUAAACUUGUCAGUCAGUUUGUAGAUUUACCCAUUGUACCAUUCUCUUUACAUUGUUAGGAACUCCCUACACAUCCUAGAGAUUGCCUUAAAGCCCAAGAAACAGUGGAAACCACA
This is a messenger RNA of Linum trigynum, 4259 nucleotides long. The record is from the annotation of a GenBank genome assembly. Lineage: Eukaryota; Viridiplantae; Streptophyta; Magnoliopsida; Malpighiales; Linaceae.